AUGGAGGACACCGCGAUGCACAGAGGGAUAUGGGAUGGAGACGCCAAAGCGGUCCAGCAGUGUCUGACGGACAUUUUCACCAGCGUUUACACCACUUGUGACAUCCCGGAAAACGCCAUCUUCGGCCCUUGCGUCCUCAGCCAUACCUCGCUCUACGACAGCAUCGCUUUCGUCGCGCUCAAGUCCACCGACAAGAGGACCGUGCCCUAUAUAUUCAGGGUAGACACCUCGGCAGCCAACGGCUCCUCGGAAGGCUUAAUGUGGCUGCGGCUGGUCCAGUCUGCCAGAGACAAAGAGGAGCAAAACCUCGAAGCCUACAUUAAAAAUGGACAAUUGUUUUACCGCUCCCUCCGACGGAUUGCCAAAGACGAGGAAUUAUUGGUUUGGUACGGGAAGGAGCUGACCGAAUUACUCCUGCUGAGCACCGCCAGGACGCACAGCAAAAUGAAUGAGUCGCCCCCUUAUACUUGCAUCGAGUGCAGCCAGCGCUUCCAGUUCGAGUUCCCGUACGUGGCGCACCAGCGCUUCCGCUGCCCCAAGCGACUGCACGCCGCAGACAGCAGCCCGGCCGACGACUCCGGCACCAAGGACAGCAACACCAAGGAGCAGGAGGGCGCCCUGGGGCCAGGAGCCACCAAGUUCCACGGCAAGCCCACCGGGGGCGCCACGCCUCAGCACCCCCCGCCCCAGCGCCAGCGCCACUACCACGGCACUCAGGACAGCAACGGCAACGCGGGCGUGACCAAGCCUUCCACGGACUUCCACAACUUGGCGCGCGAGCUGGAGAACUCGCGGCACAACAGCAGCUCCCCCAGCAGCCGGGAGCAGCUGGAGGGCAGCCCGGACGCCAGCCAGAGCCACGGCAGCAGAGCCAAGAGGAAAUACCCGGCCGGGGAGCAGCUGGCGGAGGAGAGAGGAGCAGCGGCGGCAGCGGCUAGGGGGCGCUUGGAGAGGCCGGUGCCUUCUUCGCCGAAGGAGGAGCUGGUGUGCACCCCGCAGCAGCAAUACCGGCCGGCGGGGAGCUAUUUCGGCCUGGAGGAGAGCAGCCGUCUGUUCGGCCCGCCCAGCCCGGAGACUGGAGAAGCCAAGAGGAGCGCCUUCGUGGAAGUGAAGAAGGCCUCCCGAGGGCUGGAAGCAGGCGACGAGGAGAAAGAGCGAGGCUCCCCGGGCAGCGCGCAAGCGGGCGGCGCGGCGGACAAGGCGCCCGGGCACCUGCUGGGCGCGCGCUCCGGCGCCAGCGCCUUCUCCACGGUGCCCUCCUCGCAGCCUUCCAGCGUGGGCAGCCCCGAGGAGAGGAAGAGCGCGUUCUCGCAGCCCGCGAGAUCCACUUUCUCCACUUCGUCGGCCUCUUCGUCGGCCCACGUUACGCAGCUCGUGCUGGGUCAGAAGCUGAGCGCGCUGGUGGAAGCCGGCUGCCACGCGGGCGCGGAAGGAGGCGCGCGCCUUUACGCGCCAGACCCGCUGGCGGUCAAACUGCAGGGCGCGCCCGUGGAACUGAACGGCGGCGGAGGAGGAGUAGCAGGAGUAGGAGGAGCAGUCGGGGCUGGAGGAGCAGUCGGAGCUGGGGGCACCGCGGGAGGGGGCGGGCUGCCCAAGCAAAGCCCCUUCCUAUACGCCACCACCUUUUGGCCCAAGAGCUCGGCAGCGGCGGUGGCGGCAGCAGCGGCGGCAGCGGGUCCCCUCCAGCUGCAGCUGCCCUCGGCCCUAACGCUGCUGCCGCCGUCCUUCACUUCGCUGUGCCUGCCGGCGCAGAACUGGUGCGCCAAGUGCAACGCCUCCUUCCGCAUGACCUCCGACUUGGUUUACCACAUGCGCUCCCAUCACAAAAAGGAGUACGCGCUCGAGCCGCUGGUCAAGAGGCGGCGCGAGGAGAAGCUGAAGUGCCCCAUAUGCAACGAGUCCUUUCGGGAGCGGCACCACCUCUCCAGGCACAUGACUUCGCACAACUGA
Messenger RNA from Zootoca vivipara (common lizard), 1950 nucleotides. RefSeq names its product PR/SET domain 8 (gene PRDM8). Gene Ontology annotation, molecular function: protein binding. The record is from RefSeq and is a predicted model, not a curated record. Gene Ontology annotation, cellular component: nucleus. NCBI's taxonomy places the organism in Eukaryota, Metazoa, Chordata, Lepidosauria, Squamata, Lacertidae. Gene Ontology annotation, biological process: regulation of DNA-templated transcription; oligodendrocyte development.